UCUAUUGUGAGCGGGCAGCAGCUCCCUCUGCAGGGGGCCCGGCCGCUCCUGAAAGGGACGUCCCGAACUGUGAGUUGCUCUCAUCAACAACUUUCCGAGGAUCAGACCUCAAACUUCUGCCCGCUGCUCUGCUCUCUGUUGUCCAGCUCUCUACUUUGUUACAGAGGACUCUGCAUGUAUUUAGAGAUCACCUGUCAAGAUGAGACUGACGUUUGGGACGCUGCCCAUCAAGGAGAACUCUUGUGCCUCUCUGUCUGGUGUCACUGUUGCUCUGUGUCUCCUCACCCUCCUCCUGAUGGCCCUCAGGGGCCGAAAGAGCCACCACCACUUCUCCCGAUUGGACCACACAAAAUAUCCCCCUCCUCCUGGCCCCACGCCGUGGCCCCUUGUCGGCAAUCUGCUCCAGAUGGGGGACCAGAUCCAUCUUUCUCUAACACGCUUGAGGCUCCAGUAUGGUGAUGUCUUCAAGAUGCGUCUGGGCUCUUUGACUGUUGUUGUCCUGAGUGGAUACUCCACCAUCAGACAGGCGCUCGUGCGGCAGGGAGAAGCUUUUGCUGGGCGACCUGACCUAUUCACCUUUUCUGCCGUAGCCAACGGGACCAGUAUGACCUUCAGUGAGAAGUACGGACCAGCCUGGAUGCUCCAUAAGAAGCUGUGUAAGAACGCCCUCAGGUCUUUCUCCCAGGCUGAGCCCAGGGGCUCUGGGGCCACCUGCCUGCUGGAGGAGCACGUCUGUGCUGAGGCAGCUGAGAUGGUGGAGGUGAUUCGGGAACUGGCUAAAGGGGAAACAGGCCAUAUAGAUCCUGUGAUGCCCCUGGUAACCUCAGUGGCAAAUGUUGUCUGUGCCCUGUGUUUUGGGAAAAGGUAUGACUACAACGACAAGGAGUUCCUCACUAUUGUUCACAUCAACAACGAGGUCCUGAGGAUCUUUGCAGCAGGGAACCUGGCUGAUUUUUUCCCCGUUUUCCGCUACUUUCCGAGUCCAUCUCUGAGGAAGAUGGUCCAGCACAUCAGGAGGAUGAACGGCUUCAUGGAGAGGAGCAUUGAGGAACACAUCAACACCUUUGAUAAGAACUGUAUCCGGGACAUUACAGACGCUCUGAUUGCACUUUGUGAGGACAGAGAAGAAAGUAAGGACUCGUCUGUGCUCUCCAACUCUCAGAUCAUUCAUACCGUCAUCGACAUCUUCGGAGCAGGAUUUGACACCAUCAUUGCUGGAUUACAGUGGAGCCUGUUGUACCUGAUCAAGUUUCCAGACAUCCAGGACAAAAUACAUCAGGAGAUAGAUGACCACAUUGGUACAGCCAGACUGCCCAGGUUUUCGGAUAAACCUAAGAUGCCUUUUACGGAGGCGUUCAUAUAUGAAGUGUUUCGCCAUGCUUCAUAUGUCCCUUUUACAAUUCCUCACUGUACCACCAGAAACAUCACCCUGAAUGGAUAUUUUAUUCCCAAAGACACAUGCGUCUUCAUUAAUCAGUAUCAAGUCAAUCAUGAUGUUCAUCUCUGGGGUGACCCAGACGCAUUUCGCCCUGAACGCUUCCUCGGUUCCUCAGGACUCCUCAACAAGGAGCUGACGGAGAAGGUUCUCAUCUUUGGCAUGGGGAAGAGACGCUGUCUCGGUGAUGGAUUUGCACGUUUGGAGAUGUUCAUCUUUCUCACCACGCUGCUCCACGGGCUGCGGAUUGAAAAUGUGCCGGGGCAGGAGCUGGAUCUCAGCACCGAUUUCGGUCUGACUAUGAAACCACGUCCGUACCGGAUUACCAUCUCCUCGAGGUUUUAGGCCAAAUGAUGCUCUGUGUGGAAUAUCACAAGACAAAUUAUAAUUAUUAUUAUUAUUAUUGGCCACCUUAAUUGGCUAACCCUGAAGGGAUAGUUUGGGU
Molecule: messenger RNA, 1880 nt
Organism: Centropristis striata (black sea bass)
Lineage: Eukaryota; Metazoa; Chordata; Actinopteri; Perciformes; Serranidae
Product: cytochrome P450 1A1
Exons: 8
Coding region: 200-1780 (526 amino acids)
Biological process (GO): progesterone metabolic process; hormone biosynthetic process
Molecular function (GO): iron ion binding; oxidoreductase activity, acting on paired donors, with incorporation or reduction of molecular oxygen, reduced flavin or flavoprotein as one donor, and incorporation of one atom of oxygen; heme binding
Source: RefSeq, a predicted model, not a curated record